Messenger RNA from Nicrophorus vespilloides, 1399 nucleotides. RefSeq lists its product as uncharacterized. Gene Ontology annotation, molecular function: DNA binding. The transcript is spliced from 2 exons. Lineage: Eukaryota; Metazoa; Arthropoda; Insecta; Coleoptera; Silphidae. The coding region runs from base 371 to 1333 and encodes 320 amino acids. The record is from RefSeq and is a predicted model, not a curated record.
CUUCUUGUGAUGAUAUUGAAUGUAAUAGUUAUUUACAUUUGUGGUAGCCUUGGCGACGAUAAAGUCUUAAUUUGUUGCAAUUUAAAUACUAUUUUGAGAGAGUGCAUUUGACGAAUUUGAGCUUCUCAACCCACAUCGGACAAUGGACAAACACGUUAAGUGAUCAAAUUGAGCAAAUUGUAUUGAUUGCGAAGACGGCAAUUAAGAGAACGCGCUCAAAUUGUGCGCAAAUGAUUUGCGCAAUCCGUCGGUUGGUACCAUUUGUACAAAUAUUUAUCGAUGGCGUUGCAAGUGCUUGUGCUCCAUUUGACAGUUUGUACAAAUGCAUAAGGGAAUCUCGUCGACCGGGCUCGUUUGGUAAAUUGAUGCGAUGUCGGCGACCUGCGAGCGCGAAAUCAGGGAGUUCAUAAACACGUACAGGCAGCUGCCGGAACUGUGGAACACGAAGAGUCCUGAAUACAGCGAUCGCAACAAGAAGAACAGGGCCUACGAGAUUCUCGUGGAGAAGUACAAACCUAUUUGCUCGUUGGCGAACAGGAAGAUCGUCACGAAGAAAAUCAACUCGUUGAGGACGACGUACAGACGGGACAUGAAAAAGAUGAAGCAAUGCCAGGUUACAGGGGAACCGUUCAAAUCUACGUCUAUUUUCUUCAACGAUUUGAAAUUUCUGGGCGAGCUGGUUGGUGCGGACGAUGGGCCGACUACCUUUUCCCAUAACCAAUCGUCCAACUGGUUCGACUAUGUUGAUGUGAAACCUUCAAUACCACACCUGAUCAAAAUAACAGAAGACAAACGAACGCACGAGAAGAUAAACGAUGACGAUUCUGUGGAAAGCUACACGGAGCCAAUAACCAACGACAAUCAUCACAUCGACGAGUACGAAGCCCUAACGUGCAGUUGGGACUUGAAACUGCGAAAAAUGGAUGAAAUCCAGAAGCUUUUAGCAGAGGAGCUCAUCAACAAGAUACUGACGAAAGGAAUCUUCAACGAGCUGUGCAGAUCAACGGAUGUUGUGGACAGGAAAGAGCAUGUUUGCAACGAACGUUCGAACGGCGUCGAAGACGAAGCGGAUUCGGAUCAGAGUUACCGUGAGGAUAAGUACGUUCAGAAGAACAAGCGAAAAUCGGAGGAGAUGCUCCAUAGUGAGUUCGAUAAAAAGGCUAAGGUUCCCAAAGAAGACGAGGCGUUCUUCGUGUCCGUUAUGCCGUCGAUCGUAGGCAUGACGGAGGAUGAAAAACUGGACUUUCGAAUGGAAGUGUUGCGCGUAAUAAAACAGAUAAAACACAGUAAUCGCUUGAAAUUAGAAAGCAAUUCUUCAACGGAAAAUCGAUAAUGCAAUAUAUACGUGCAACGUAGAAUUAAGAUUGAUUACUAAAGAUAUAUAUUGUUAUUUAUUUAA